AUGUCGAUGUACCCGGGGCAUCGCGGCAUGCCGCCCCCUGUCAACGGGAGCGGUGCUCGCCUCAACGAGCUCCUUGACCAAAUCCGCGGCGAAUUCGAGGUCUACGCCCGCCAGAGCGAGACCUACGAGCAUCAACUUCGAGAUCAAGUGAACGAGAUGCAGAGUAUCCGUGAGAGAGUCCAGUACAUGGAACAGGCUCAGGUUACUCUGAAGCAAAAGUACGAGGAGGAACUCGCCAUGUUGCGCCGUCAGCUCGAUGCUCGCGGUGGCCCGCCAGGCGGCAUGAACCCGCCCCCGCAGCAUGGAGGCCCCUCGCAGCAGCCUCCUUCUAUCGGUAUGGGCAGUAAUGUAUUUGGCGCGAUAAUGGCCGGGCAAGGCACCCAAGGACUGGCUCCCCCGCCGCCGCCCCAGCAAGAGCAGCAACCUGCUCACAUGCCGCCCGCACCGCCCGGACUUGGAGGCCCGCCGCCGCCGCCACCUCCUCCGUCCCAGCAACCUCCUUUCCAGCAGCAGUAUCCCCAGGGACCGCCGCCGGGAAGCUUCCCCUCGCAGCCCCCACAGAGCACCGCUUCCCCGGGACCCGGAGGCAACAAGCGACCACCCAUCGGGAGGCCUCCCGCUGGCGGCCCAGCCACCCCUCAGAUCAACACUCCUAUUCCAUAUAACGGGCCUGGCCAGUCCCCUCAGGUGCCCACGCAUCCUACCCCAGACCAUGCUCGGAUGUCGCAACAUGCCCCUCCUCCGCCUCCCCCGCCCGGAAACUCCCUAAGCGAGUUGGACCCGGACCGUCUUCCGAACCAUAUCAAAAAGGUCCGCGAGGAUUGGUGGGUCAUCUUCAACCAGUCCGUGCCGCGCGUGCUGGAUGUGGAUCUGGUUCACACUCUCGUGCACGAGAGCGUUGUAUGCUGCGUUAGGUUCAGUGCUGACGGCAAGUGGGUUGCAACCGGCUGCAACAGAUCUGCUCAGAUCUACGAUGUUCAGACAGGCGAGAAGAUGUGUGUUCUCCAGGAUGAGAAUAUUGAUCUGAAUGGUGACCUCUAUAUCCGGAGCGUUUGCUUCAGCCCAGACGGCAAGUAUCUUGCCACUGGUGCCGAGGACAAGUUGAUUAGAGUCUGGGAUAUUGCUCAGAGGACCAUCCGCAACACUUUCCAGGGUCACGAGCAGGAUAUUUACUCGCUUGACUUUGCCCGCGAUGGUCGUACCAUCGCUUCCGGCAGUGGCGACCGCACUGUCAGGAUCUGGGAUAUCGAGACGGGCCUCAAUACCCUGACGCUCUCGAUCGAAGACGGAGUGACGACGGUUGCCAUCUCACCAGACGCCAAACUUGUCGCUGCUGGAUCGCUCGACAAGAGCGUGAGGGUUUGGGAUAUCAAGAUGGGAUACUUGCUCGAGCGACUUGAAGGCCCCGAUGGACACAAGGACAGUGUGUACAGCGUUGCAUUCUCCCCUAAUGGCCGUGAUCUUGUUAGCGGUAGUUUGGACAAGACGAUCAAGAUGUGGGAGCUGAGCGCCCCUCGUGGCAUGAAUCAACCCACACCACUUAAGGGUGGCAGGUGUAUCAAGACCUUCGAGGGACACAGGGAUUUUGUUCUAAGCGUCGCGCUUACGCCCGAUGCUCAGUGGGUGCUUUCGGGCUCCAAGGACCGAGGCGUCCAGUUCUGGGACCCUCGCACCGGCCUCACGCAGCUGAUGCUCCAAGGCCAUAAGAAUUCGGUCAUCUCAGUUGCUCCCAGUCCUACUGGGGGCUUCUUUGCGACGGGGUCCGGUGAUAUGAAGGCCCGAAUCUGGUCGUACCAUCGUGUACAACAAUCUUAG
Messenger RNA from Lasiosphaeria miniovina, 1815 nucleotides. RefSeq names its product WD40-repeat-containing domain protein. The record is from RefSeq and is a predicted model, not a curated record. The transcript has 5 exons. Gene Ontology annotation, cellular component: nucleus. Gene Ontology annotation, molecular function: protein binding. Bases 1 to 1815 code for a protein of 604 amino acids. NCBI's taxonomy places the organism in Eukaryota, Fungi, Ascomycota, Sordariomycetes, Sordariales, Lasiosphaeriaceae.